UGAAACAUCCUCAUCAUUCAUUCAUUUUUGCAAAUCGAUUUGUUUUUUUUCCAAUAAUUUUUUCCGAGAAAACUGAAAAAAAUGAUGCAAACGAAAAUUUUUUUCCUAAUUUUUCUUGGUUGUUCAAUAUUUAUAACAGCCAAUGCUGCUAAAUCAUUAUUGCUAAAUAAACCUGAAUGUACACAAAAACGUUUACGUGAAGUUGAUCGAAAUUUUAUGAAAUUAAUUGUUAUUGGUGAAAAUGGCCGAAAAUUUCCAGAAUCUUAUGAUGAAUUGCCUAAAUUUUGCAAAGAUACUGAUCGAUUAAUCGAUUCAAUGUUAAAAUUUAUUAACGAAUGUUAUUCACCUGAUGAACAAAGAAUAUUUAAAAUAUAUUUUUUCAGUGCUAAACGUGUUGUCAAGACAUUAUGUAUGAAAAAACGAACAAAAAAAUUACAAAAUUUAUUAGAAACAACACCAUGUGUUAAUACUAUUGUGGAUAAAAUUGAUUGUGUUGAUAAAAUUACUAAUCAAACAUUACAAUUGAUACCAUAUAAUAUUGGUGCAACGAAAAUUAACUAUGCCUGUUGUUAUUAUGUUGAUGCAUUAAAAUGUGCCGAAGAACAAUUAUCAGUACCUUGUAUGACAAAUAAAGGUAAAGAAAUAUUAAUGGAUAUGGUACGAUCGAUUGCUGGUGAUAUGGUUAAUUUUGCAUGUGGUGAUUAUACUGAAUCAACUGAUCGUUGUGAUCAUAUUGCACCAUUACCUAAAAAUAAAUUAGAUAAAUCAUAUAAAUUUACUAAAUUUAGAUCGAUUGUAUUAGCACAAAUUGGUUUGAUUGAAUCGAUUGGUGGUUUUGCUGCUCAGCCUUGAAAAUGUUCAAAAUCAAAAUAAUUUAUGAUCUUCGUAAUUUUCUCUCUCUCUCUGUUUUUGUUUGGAAAAUUUUUUCUGUUUUUGUUAACACGUGAUAUUAUUGAUAAUCA
Molecule: messenger RNA, 962 nt
Organism: Dermatophagoides pteronyssinus (European house dust mite)
Lineage: Eukaryota; Metazoa; Arthropoda; Arachnida; Sarcoptiformes; Pyroglyphidae
Source: RefSeq, a predicted model, not a curated record